UGGCUCAAAGAGAGCAGCGACCUCGUGGAUAUCUGAGUCUUCACCAGCACAUCGAGAGAGACAGAGAGAGAAGCAGCUGACAGGACGACUCAGGAGAAAGCAAAGAUGCAGUGGAGUCUGUUUGUGCUCAUUCUGAUGGGUCAGUGUUCCUUCUUCACAUGUCACCUCUAUGAGUACCACUUCAUUCCUGAGGGAAAGACCUGGGAGGAAGCCCAGAGUUAUUGCAGAGAGAAUUACAUUGACCUGGCCACAGUGUCUGACAUGAGAGACGUGGAGAGAUUGACUAACUCUUCACAGACUACAGACGCCUGGAUUGGACUGCACAGCAUAUCAAGAAUGUCGUGGCACUGGUCUCUGCCGGGGGUGGAGUUCGAAGAAUCUGAGACAGAAUGGGAGACAGGUCAGCCGGAUAAUAAGGCUAACUGUGUGGUGAUAAGACGUCAACAAUGGCACGAUUGGCCUUGUAAUGAACAUCGUGGGUUCAUCUGCUACAAUGAACCAAAUCAAACAUACCACUGUAAAUAUGAGACCAAGAACUGGCUUGAGGCUCAGAGCUACUGCAGAGAACAUCACACUGACCUGGUCAGUGGAUUCAAACAGAUGAAUUCAACAGAAUUCAAGGAAACAAUCAAAACAGUGUCAAAUCCAAAUAACGACUUUUGGAUCGGCCUGUUCAGAGACACCUGGAGUUGGUCAGAUGGGAAGAAUUUCUCUUUCAGACACUGGGAGGACUCAUUUGAAGAUGUAGCCUCAAAGUGUGCUAUGACUACGCCAAAUGGAAAAUGGAGCUCCAACACCUGCACAAAUAAAAAACCCUUCUACUGCUAUGCCUAUGGCGACAAAGUGAUCCUGAUCAAAGUGAAGAAGACUUGGGAUGAGGCCCUGACUUACUGCAGAGAGAACCAUCGUGACCUGGUCUCCAUCACUGACAGACACCAGCAGAGAUGGGUCGAAAAGAGAGCCAAGAUGGCCGACACUGAGUUCGUCUGGCUGGGAAUGCGCUACACCUGCACUCUGGAUCUGUCUUUCAGGGUCAGUGAUCGUUCGGUCUGCAAUCCUAACUUGACCCCCAAAAAAAAGACUGUUCGUUGUGACAGUGCUGUGGCGAUGAAGAGAGAUGGAAAGUGGUACAAAAAGGCUGACAGUGAAAAGUUUCAUUUCAUCUGCGCUAAGUAAACCCAUUGGUCUAUUUACUGCAACAAGCUCACUCUUCUCUAAUCUGUAUCUGCUCUCUGGGUUUAUUGAAUGGCUCUAGUUCAAAUAUAGAAAUCACAGCCUGAAGAGGGGAGAAACUAAAUUACUAACAGAUUACUAACUGAAAUUGAGAAAAAGGGGCGACACUAAAGUCAACAUAUUUGCCUCUGUGAACAUCUGAAUGACUUUAUGAUAUGGAUUUGUUGUAGUAGUUAUUGAUAUAAUGCAUGUAUAUUUAUCCUCUUAAAGUGUGAAACCUGUAAUCUUCAUUUGAAUUGUUGUUGUGUCCUAUUAUAUGUUUAUGAGGAAAAAUAUAUAAAAAGACAAAUCUAUUGUGUUUUGCUUUUCCUAAAAUGUUUUACGUUAUGGUUGAAAUGUGGUGAUGGUUAUAGUAGGUAUAUAUGUGUGUGUCAUAUUUACCUUUUGUGGAGUUUUAACUGGAUGUUUAAUUGUCUAAAGCUGAAUAAACGA
Messenger RNA from Trematomus bernacchii (emerald rockcod), 1665 nucleotides. Its product is annotated as C-type mannose receptor 2-like. The transcript is spliced from 5 exons. Bases 106 to 1176 code for a protein of 356 amino acids. The record is from RefSeq and is a predicted model, not a curated record. Lineage: Eukaryota; Metazoa; Chordata; Actinopteri; Perciformes; Nototheniidae.